Molecule: messenger RNA, 4017 nt
Organism: Osmerus eperlanus (European smelt)
Lineage: Eukaryota; Metazoa; Chordata; Actinopteri; Osmeriformes; Osmeridae
Gene: rlim
Product: ring finger protein, LIM domain interacting
Exons: 4
Coding region: 206-2302 (698 amino acids)
Biological process (GO): protein ubiquitination; ubiquitin-dependent protein catabolic process; random inactivation of X chromosome
Cellular component (GO): cytoplasm; nucleoplasm
Molecular function (GO): ubiquitin protein ligase activity
Source: RefSeq, a predicted model, not a curated record
CUUAUUGAUACUUGCUCCUCCCUGUUCCGUACAGAGAUGGAGAAAAUGGAAUCCUAAGAUCGUAGCAAUCUAUUCAUGCGAAUUUGUAAUAAUUAAAUGCGAAUCAUUUAAAAAGAAGAAAACGGUAUCUACACCAGAGAGCAGUUACAUCUGGAUCCUGGUGGAGCGUGUAAGGCCUAUUUGUCAUCCUCCCUUCUCUAAGCCAAUGGAAGGUUCCGACAGCUCCGAGCAAGGAGGCAGCGACCAGUCAGAGUCGCAGCGCCGGAGGCAGUUGGAUAGGCUGGACAGAGAAGAAGCCUUCUACCAGUUUGUGAACAACCUGAGUGAGGAAGAUUAUAGACUCAUGAGAGACAACAACCUACUGGGGACCCCAGGUGAAAUCACAGAGGAGGAGCUGCUGAGUAGGCUUCAGCAGAUCAAGGAUGGUCCAGAGCAGCUUGACAGCAACAGCACUAGUCUUGAGAGUGGAGAAGGCACAGGGGAUCCGCCCGAAGCUUCUGAGGAUUCGUCCAAUGGCGACACCCUCCUAGACUGGCUAAACACAGUCCGAAGGACGGGAAACACCACGCGAAGCGGUCACCGUGGGAACCAGUCAUGGCGGGCAGUCAGCCGAACCAACCCGAACAGCGGGGACUUCCGUUUCAGUCUAGAGAUCAACGUAAACCGUAACCUUGCGGAACAGCAAGCCAGAGCCGAAGCUGGCGAAGCCCAGGAGACUGUAGAGAUGCCUGGAGUUGUAGUUGAGGCCGAGCCCACCGAAACGCCAAUGGAAACUGAGGAGUCUGUGGUGGAGCCUGUGUUGGAGCAUGUGGUGGAGGAGCUGACAGUGACAGUUGAGCCUGAGCCAGAGCUGGGGGCUUUACCAGUGCCUGAGGCGGAGGCAGAUGCUGGUUUUGUACCUGUCCCGCUGGUGGAAGAAGCCCCUUAUGUAGUACCAGAGGUUGUAGUAGCUGCAUCAGUGCCCUGCAGCCCACCUGCUAGCCCGCUGGUUGUAACCCCACUUCCCCUCCCACCAUCACCUCCUGUCCAGGCCCCAGCCCCUUCCAACCUUCACACAGAGGAGCCCCUUCGCCGGGGCCAGAGGAGAGCCCGCAGCCGCAGCCCUGAGCAGCGUAGGACCAGGGCUCGCACGGCCAGGAGUCGCUCCCCCCUCACCCUGGAGCUCCUGGACUCCCACCCCCGGCAAGCCCCUAACACUCACAGCCCCGACACCUUUCCUGCAUCCCCUCCGGAGGGGAGCUCCAGGACUCGACAGCAUGUGCUGUCCAGGCAGAGCACAGCCGAAUACGACCCUCAGCCAGCUAGGGCCGGACUUGGAGCUGGAACCGGAGCCCCAGAGAUAACCAGUCCCCCACCACCAGAGGGAGAGGCCACAGGCGGGGAAGCAGGGGCAACUAACAGGCGGCCCCCCACCAUCAUGCUGGAUCUUCAGGUGCGUCGGGUGCGUCCAGGAGAGUACCGUCAGAGGGACAGUAUUGCCAACCGCACUCGGUCUCGCUCCCAGAACUCCAACAAUACAUUUCUGUACGAGAGCGAGCGUGGAGGGUUCCGCAGAACCUUCUCACGGUCCGAACGUGCCGGUGUACGGACAUAUGUCAGCACCAUCCGCAUCCCCAUACGGCGGAUCUCAGAUGCAGGUCUGGGCGAGGCCACCUCCAUGGCGCUCCAGUCAAUGAUCCGUCAGAUCAUGACGGGUUUCGGAGAGCUCAGUUACUUCAUGGACUCUGACUCGGAUUCCUCAGAUUCGAACCGUGGUGCCAACCCACCGGCGGACCUAGCAGAAGCCCUUGGUAACCCGGACGCUGCUGUUGCUGCUGCAGCUGCUGUGGUGGCAGAGCCUGCUGUGGUGGCAAGCAUACCUGUUGGCCUUGGGACCCCCGAGGCAAGGACAGAAGAGAGGGAUGUAGAAGAGGGGCUGGGGUCUGGGUCCUCAGCCAGAGGUGGGGGCGGAGGCAGCCGGGCCCGGCCCCGGGCUCCCAUUAGUCUGGAGGAGCCCAGCUCCCUCCCCUUCCUCCGCCUUGCCCACUUCUUUCUUCUGAAUGACGACGAUGAGGACCAGCCGCGGGGGCUGACCAAAGAGCAGAUUGACAACCUGUCCACGCGCAACUUUGGUGAGAGCGACGCGCUCAAGACCUGCAGUGUGUGUAUCACAGAAUACACUGAAGGAAACAAGCUAAGGAAGCUGCCCUGCUCACACGAAUACCAUGUCCAUUGCAUUGACCGCUGGCUAUCAGAGAACUCCACUUGUCCCAUUUGUCGCAGGGCAGUCCUGGUAUCCACCAAUCGGGAAAGUGUGGUGUAGUAGCAGGGAAGCCAGGAGGGGUCAUUCACAGUCAGGGUCAGUGCUCCUCCCAAUCCAGCCUCUUACACGCCAACAAAGGUCUGAGGGUAUAUCUUAGGAGCAAGUAGUGGGGCGACAGUACAUUUCCUCUGAUUGGCUAGUUGGUAUUGUUUCCAUUUUGUCAUGGUCCAAUCCCCUCAGAAGUCCACCAGUGCCUGGGGGAAGGCUAGGUCUUGGGAGGUUGCUUUGGAGCCUAACCAGUUUCACAGGAGACUAGAUCAUUCAUAGCAACAGCAGCAGUCCUCUUUUAGUUAAACCAGUGUCUGUUACCUCAGGCUCUAAAAUAUUUUAGAUUUCUCAAUUUCAAAUGUUGAUGUUUUAUUAUCCCAACCCCCCCCCCCCCAAGCCAUCAGUGAUAAAUAUCCUUUAUACCAGGAUGUGGGUGGACAGGUAAGGCUUUGGUGUAUAAAUCAACUCUCCUAUCGACUGGCAAAUCCUGAUUGUGACAGCAUAAUCAUGUUGAAAGGCUGGUGCUGAAUAGGACAUAAGACAAGAUAAGGGGAGAAAUGGGAAUGCUACGAAUCCUUUGGACUCCCCGCCUUUUCUCUAUUUACUUGAGACAAAAGAAACUGCUAUUAAUAUUUUGGAGUGGCACAGAUUGUCAAGUGUUGAAGAUUACAGAAUGGUUUUUAAGUUAAAGUAUGUACAAUGUUGUACAGUCUUUAGGGAAAACAUUUGAGUAGGCUAAUAGAAUUAUGUUUGGAAUGCUGACAUUUAUUUUUUGAAUCCCACCACAUCCUCAUGGCUGUUAAUUCAUCAAGAGUGAUUGUUUUACACCUGAGAUCUCAAACCGUUUCAGACGCAGUGGUGUUUGUAUAGUCACCAUCAAAGGUUGCUUUGAUCCCAACAGUGCAGUCAAGUUUUUCUGUUGUGACCCCUGAACAAUAAAUACGAACAUUUUAGAAUUUUCACUGAGCAGAUCAAAACUCAGAUUUAAAAAGAUUUAACAUCUGACUGAUUUCUAAAGAUAAAAUAACAGGCAGUCAUCUGGUGUUGAAGUGUUUACAGGACCUGACCUGAACCCCUAGAUGUGGACAGUUCAUCUGCCCCUUCCUAGCAGAUGAAUUGGAUGUCAGUGCAAUAUACACAAAUGGGGAAACAUUUGAAGUCAUUCAAAAAAUAUUAUGAACAUGUAAUAUUAUUUCUAAAAUAUUGUGUAGACUGUUAAAGUUUCACUUAUAUGAAAGGUUACCUAUUUAAAAUGUUAUACUUUGCUCUAGCUUCAUUUUUAUUUUUCUGUACAUUUGAGGCACUGCUCCAUGGUUCUGAAUUAUGAGCUCUGGGCAAUAAGGGGGAUAUCUUAUUUCAUUGUGCCACCUCUUAUAAGGUUUCUCAUGUUGGCACAAGUGAACUUCUUCCCCCUGUAAGAUUUUUGUGUGGAAAGUUCAAGUCUCUGUUAUUGUUAAAUAGCAAUUAUAAUGAAAUGUUUGUUUGUUUUUUUUUGGGGGGGGGGUGGUCUGGCCCUGCCCUUGUUCUAUGGCAUAAUGUAGUAUGUGGACUGGAUAUCAUUCCCAUUCAUAACAGCUUUUUUCUGAAUUAAACAGUUUAUUCCUCUGCAAAUUGCAUUGUAGGCAUGCAUCAUAUAGCCUCAAUGUGUGUUAUUUUCAAGUCUGUAUGUUGGAGAUGUCAAAAUUGACCCUGUAUUUUAACAGGGCUGGUUGUCUAAUGUUCCGUAA